AUGCCAGUCUCGCCAGUCCACGACGACGACACGGACUACUCUGACCUCGAUGAAGAAGCACCGCCAGCCGCGCCCGCCCCGCAUGGCCGACCAACCCCCAAAACCCGUGAACGAUUGAGCGAACGAACGCCGCUAUUGAGCACUUCACCACCUCCCCCAGCCUAUGCUGAUGUCACACGACUCUACGGCACUCCUCCAUACCUUGCUCGAAACGAACAGGAUGGCGUCCAGCCAGAGCAAACGCGCCAUGAACAUGUCGUCGAAUCGGCCAUUGUGCGACCCGACGAGCCACAGAGCAUGGGUGAUCCAGGAAGAGAUGCCGAAGAUGGCUCAAAACCGAACAAAAGGCGUAGAGUCUUGACCAUCAAGAAAGCGCUUGCAUGUCUAGUGCUUAUUCUUGCAAUCUCUCUUGUUGGCCUGAUGGCUAUAACCACGACCAAGCAUAGCAAAAGCGAUGAUAGCACAAAGAACAGUGGUGGUGGUGGUGAUGAUGACAACAGUCCCUCGCCAGUCGACGGUUUCCCUCACCUUUCGAGAUGCGAUUACCAAACCAUAAGCGACCGACAGACCUUCUCGUUCCAAAACCCGCGCGUCUUUAGCUUCGUCGAGAUUACAGAAGGAGCACACAACCCUUCGGGUGAUAUCAAUGGCCAAGUCCGCAUAAUGGCUGGAGCGGACGACCAGAAAGAUCCAAUUCUAAUGGAGAUGCGGGUCGCAAAAUCAUCAGACGCCCAAAGAUCACACUUCAGUGUUGAUUACACAGCCGAGAGCCUGCGUAUAAAUACCCCCACGUCGUCAUCGACCCACCAAAAGGCUUGCAUGGAAAUCGACAUCGGCAUCUGGUUCAGACCUGGAGCUCAGCUCGAGCAUUUGGAGAUUGCAACCGAGCAUCUUGACAUAAAGAUUGAACCUGGUCUCUUCCCGCCAUCUCACGAUACUCUACCCCUCGGCCAAGACCAGGCAUAUUACAUUAGCAACAUGACCGAUUUCAUUGCAGUUUCCGGAGGCCUCUCCGCUGCAUAUUGGGAAAGUGGUCGCGAGACUCGUAUAGAUCUCAUGUCAGGAAGUGUGAGUGGCCGUUUUGCUCUACGGGACCUUUUGUCAAUCAAAACAACGUCGGGAGGUAUCGACAUAAAUGUCGAACCGAAAGAAGAAAGCCCGACCGACCCUCGACCUGCUUCUUUUGUGGCAGAAACUGUAUCGGGAAGCAUCAAGGCCAUCUUUCCUCUAACUGCUACUAUUGCAGAGAUCCCAGCACGAUUGUAUCACACCAAGGUCGAGACCAAGAGCGGAUCCGUCAAAGGAAACUACAUCCAUGGCCUCAACACUGAUAUUCUCACAGUCAGUGGUUCCAUCGAUGUGAACGUUCUGCCUUAUACGGCCCACAGCACAGGAAGUUGGCUCCGAACCGAGUCGACUGGAGGCAGGAUUGGUGUCAACCUAUUGCCGCCUUACGAAAACUCACAGAGCGUUAUGGGCCAUCUCAGAAGUGUUCAUAAGACGAAAUCCGGAAGUGUGCACAUCAAAUAUCCUCAACAGUGGGAGGGAAAGAUCGAGGCUGUAACAAUGACAGGCAGUGUCCAUCUUCAUGGCAAAGACGUCGAAGUAUUGAAACGAUGGUCAGGACCUGUUGGAGCCCAUGUCGUUGCUCAAAAGGGCAAAGCUAGCAGUGCUAUGGACCUGGGGACCACUUCGGGCAGCGUGGAUGCAACGAUUGGUGAUCUGUACUGA
This is a messenger RNA of Aureobasidium namibiae CBS 147.97, 1731 nucleotides long. RefSeq lists its product as uncharacterized. NCBI's taxonomy places the organism in Eukaryota, Fungi, Ascomycota, Dothideomycetes, Dothideales, Saccotheciaceae. Bases 1 to 1731 code for a protein of 576 amino acids. The transcript is spliced from 2 exons. The record is from RefSeq and is a predicted model, not a curated record.